GCUUCCAUCUGUUGACAAGGUUUAUGGAGAUGCUGAUUUCAUUUUGCAGUAGGACUUCAGCGCCUGGCCACAGGGCCAAAACCACUUCCAUAUGGCUUGUGGACCAUGAUAUUACUGUGCUUGAUUGACCAGCCAACUCACCUGACCUGAUCCUCACAGAGACUCUAUGGGGUAUUGUGAAGAGGAAGAUAAUUAACAUCUGAUAAACAUUACAGAGGAGCCUCAGCAGUGCCACAAACUGAUUGCCUCCCAUGCCGCAUUGAAGCAGUAAUUCAUGCCAAAGGAGCUCCAAACAUUAUUUUCCAAGUAGCGUGUCAACAGUAGAGUUCACUGAGUUUGACUGAAGCCACAAAAUUUGAUUUUGGCUAUUCAUUUCUUGGUGUGUGAACUGCAAACUUUCCACAGAACUGUCACAACUUCAUCCUUGAUGACUAGUUAAACAUUAAGAGCUGUGACAGAUAUGAAAACCCUGCUGCUUCUGAUCAUGAUCCAUGAAGUGGAUAUCAAAGUUGAGACACAAAAUAAUCACACAAGAUUAGAGACCAGCACCCUGCUACCUUUACAGAAUCCAGCAUGUCAGUUUACAAAUAACUUUUGUUGCAAAGAAACGGACAAUGUCAGAGUUAUUUGCCCCUCAGAGAAUCAGAAAGAUUCAUUACCACCAAACUUUCCAAGUAUUACCAAUGAUUUCCCUGAAACUCUAGGAAAUGAAACGGCCCUGGAUAUCAUCAACAGAUUGGAGAAAGAAGCCAUACACAACAUUAUGGAAAAGACAAAUUAUUCCACUGACUACAAUUUUGGGGGUCUAAAUUUGACUGUGGUUGUGAUGAACUUAACAAAUAUUCUUGUUCCAGUCACCGUUCCAAAAGUGUCUAAUACAGCUCCAACAAAACAGAUAUUAAACCCAGUGGAGGCUUACCGUUUUUACUAUUUCAAACUGCAGUUUCAUGUGUCUGAUCAAUCUCCAUCAGUACAAACAUUGAUCCCAGUGGAAGCUUUCCAAAAUAUCUCUGAGGCCGUGCAGAAAGUUGGAAUAGUCAUUUACAAUUCCAUUCAGCAGUUUAAUACAAAAAAUUAUUCUAUCAUGUCCAAAGUCAUACGGGUUGAAGUUAUUGGACGUGACAUUGUGAAUUUGACCAAUCCACUUAUAAUACAUUUUCCAGUCAAUAACUACACAAACCACUCAGCCAAAAGCUACAAAUAUUCCUGUCAAUACUAUGAUGAACACGGAAGUAACACCUGGAAGACGGAUGGCUGUAACACCACUCAGAUCAGUGUAGAUGUUGUUGAGUGCUCCUGUGACCAUAUGACUGCUUUCGCUGUUCUUCUGGUUGAGGUGAAUAACAUUGAUGGACAGCAUUGGGAAAUCUUAUCGUACAUCAGCUAUGUAGGAUGCGGUCUGUCUGCGUUCUUUUCUGCCUGUACUGUCUUGUUGUUUAUUUUCAGCAGUAACGCGAGGGCAGAAGUGUCCAACAGCAUCCACGUGUCUCUGAGCGCUGCUCUGUUUCUCCUCAACCUGAGCUUCAUGUUCAGCGAGUGGGCCGCCACACUGACAGUGAAUGAAGUGUGUGUGUUUAUUGCUGUGAUGAUACACUACAGCCUGCUGUGCUCUUUCACCUGGAUGGCUAUCGAAGCCAUGCACCUCUACCUUCUUCUCAUCAGAGUGUUCAACAUUAACAUCAGACACUACAUGGUCAAGUUGUCCCUGAUCGGAUGGGGAGUCCCUGCUGUUCUUGUUGGAAGUUUGAUGUCGGUUCAGCAACUCACACAUACAUUCUAUGGUGCCAGAAAUGUGACCUUAUUAAAUUCGAAGGCAACAAAUCCAGUUUGCUGGAUCACAGAGCCUCUCAUCCUGUAUGGCGUGAACCUUUCCUACUUCACCAUCAUAUUUGUGUUCAACACAGUGGUUCUAAUCACAGUGUCCAGGCAGAUCUUUAAGCUAAGGAAAUUGGACAACAAGAAUAAGAAAAUACCAGUGAAGGAUGCCAGCACAGUUCUGGGCCUCAUGUGUCUGCUGGGUACAUCAUGGGGUUUGGUUUUUCUUGGCUAUGGAUAUACCAGCUACCCAAUACUCUACAUAUUCUGCAUUUCAAAUACAGUUCAAGGGUUUUCUAUCUUUCUGUGGAUGUGUCGGACAGCAAGGCCAGAAAAACAGAAAGAAGCUCAUUCCAAGUCUUUAUCCACUUUGGAUACCUUCAUCAUUGAAAAACAAUAGGAAUAACCUAUGCAUAACAUUUUAUCAACCAAAAUGACCAAAGCUCAUGACCAAAAUGAAAUAUGGUAGAAACAUUUUAGGUUCUACGGUUUUAACUUGAUUUACAUUUAAAUACCAUAAUUUAAUUAACUGAUAUAAUGUUAAUAUACCAACCUAUUGAACUACUGAAAUCUGUUUUGUAUCUUUGUAAUACACUGAUAACCACAAUAUGCAGGUGGUGAAAAGAAAAGCACACGAUGAACCGAAGCCCAUCACAAGCAGCUUAUAAAUAAUAACAUUUAAAGAAGGUGCACAGUGUAAUUCACACAGACACUAAACACCAUCAUGGUAACAAACAACCCUAAUAAUGCACAAGUACGCUCCAGUCUACAUGCUCGCUCUGUGGCUUUUAAAUCUGGGCGCUCUGAAGCAUGCAAAAAAUCAAGAUAUGAUGUUUGCAAAAGCAUUAAAUCUGCCAAAGCAUCCUACUUUCAACUUACUAUCCUCCUCAUGACAGACAGUAAAUGGACAGUAAAUACAAAGAAACUAGUAAGUAAGGCCAAUCAAAGAAUGUACUUCCAUCAGAAGGCUAAGAAAAUAUGGCAUGUCAUCACAGAUUCUCCAUAACUUCUACAGAAGCACUCUGGAGAGUGUGUUAACUUGCUGCAUUGCUGUGUGGUUUGGCAACAGCACAACACAGCAUAGAAAGUCUUUACAGAGGGUGAUAAAUCUUGCCUGGAGAAUCACAGGAAUUCAUCUCCCCUCACUACAGGACAUACACAAAAAAAGGGAUCUGCAAAUGGGCUUGCAGCAUCAUCAAGGACACACAUGAAGUCUGGCAAGUGGUACGAGAGCACUGUGGCCAGAACAUCCAGACUCCAGUUUAAUCCCCCAGGUCAUUAGACUGAUAAAUAGUCAAAACCCACUUCCACUUCCACCUGUAUCAUCAGGAUAAACUCAGCCUGUUUAAUGGCACUCUGCACUUUACCUGCUGGACCUUCAUACACUCAUAAGGCAUACACUCUUUACACUUUACACUUUAUCACCACUUGACAAUUUACAAUUUGUCACUUUAUUGCUACUUGCACUGCACAUUUAUUCUGUGAAGAAUUUUUUGUUGACAGUUUUUUUUUAAUUAGCAUACAGUCCUCUUUUCUUUUCUUUCUCUUUCAUCACUCUCUAAGCUAUUAUUUAUAUGUUUAUUUUACUGUAUUUUCUAUAUUUUUUACAUACUUUGUAUUGCCUGUGUAAGUUAUAUUUGUUCCCAUUAUACCCUGUAAAUCCAUUAUGACCCAUGUCAUUUAGAGGAGUAUGCAAAGGAAGAAUCUUAAUAUACAAAACUGAUAAGAAAAAAAAAAUCUAAGAAAGAAACAUGGUUAUUUAUUUUUCCACUUACAAAAAUGGUAUUCUUCCUUAUAAUUACAAUGUAUUUUCCAAUACAUUUUUUCACCGUAUAUAGUAGGGGAAUUUACCGUAAAAAAUUUAACAGAUUUUUACUGUAGCAUUUUUGAUAAAAUAGGGUGUAUCAGGUGUUCCAUUUCAAGUGGAAAGCCAUUUGUAUUGGUUUCUGAAACUGGAGUGCUCAUUCAAUACCAAAACGCACCACAAUAACAAGUGUACCACUGAUAUACACUCAAUGGCUAGAGAAUACCUGUAAUGCAUUGGGAAAGCCCCAAAACAUUUCACUCAAACUAAAACAUCCAAAUAAUUUGCAUAUUAUAUACUACAUACUACAUAUUUACUCAUCAGACUAAUGUUGGAAUUACGGGGAGAUUUUGGAUACUUUGCCAUUAUUUCCUUUGUUCCAAAUCUGUGUGACUGACUUUCUUCUGCAGAACUCAAAUGAUAUUAUUUUUUGAACAAUUAUCAGACAACUUUUUUUGUCAAUACAAUAUAAAAAUGAGUGGAGUUCAAAAAUAACAUUUCAGUCUUGAACUUUAGAGACUUUCACUACAUUUAUGUGCAAUGCUAAGUAUUUUCUUCAUGCUAUUUAUAGUAAAUAAUAAGACAGGUAAUGUGUAACCUACCUAUUUUCUGUACUGUAUAUUUAUUUAAAUUGCAUGUUUCAUUGAGUGUUUAAUUUAAAAUUAUUUGUU
Carassius auratus (goldfish) is the source of this 4290-nucleotide messenger RNA. RefSeq names its product adhesion G-protein coupled receptor G5-like. The record is from RefSeq and is a predicted model, not a curated record. Gene Ontology annotation, cellular component: plasma membrane. Gene Ontology annotation, biological process: adenylate cyclase-activating G protein-coupled receptor signaling pathway; cell surface receptor signaling pathway. Lineage: Eukaryota; Metazoa; Chordata; Actinopteri; Cypriniformes; Cyprinidae. The coding region runs from base 461 to 2215 and encodes 584 amino acids. Gene Ontology annotation, molecular function: G protein-coupled receptor activity. The transcript is spliced from 15 exons.